Messenger RNA from Cherax quadricarinatus, 838 nucleotides. RefSeq names its product cuticle protein 8-like. The record is from RefSeq and is a predicted model, not a curated record. Gene Ontology annotation, cellular component: extracellular matrix. NCBI's taxonomy places the organism in Eukaryota, Metazoa, Arthropoda, Malacostraca, Decapoda, Parastacidae.
CUAGACUUGAUCUACUAAAAACAUGUUCGUAAAGGCUUUCAUCGUGGCAGUGUUUGUUUCCGUUGUCUCGGCUGAGCUUCCUCCCUCCUACAACCCUCCAGCACCUUCCUACAAACACCCAGCUCCCUCCUAUGGCCCCCCAGCACCAACUGGUCAUCCUAAGUACGACUUUAACUAUGCCGUGAAGGACGACCCUUCAGGUAACGACUUUGGACAUCAAGAAUCCCGUGACGGCUACAAUACUCAGGGGAACUACUACGUGCUGCUUCCUGAUGGUCGUCUGCAGAGAGUUUCAUACACUGUGAACGGUGACUCAGGCUACGUGGCUCAAGUGGAAUAUGAGGGUAAAGCCCAGUACCCAGCCUACCAGCCGGCCCCAUACCAUCCUACACCCAGCUACAAGCCAACUCCCAGCUACAAGCCUGCCCCCAGCUACAAACCUACCCCCAGCUAUGCUCCAGCACCUUCCUACAAGCACCCAGCUCCCUCCUACGGGGGUCAUCCCAAGUACGACUUCAACUAUGCCGUGAAGGACGACCCUUCAGGUGACGACUUUGGACAUCAAGAAUCCCGUGACGGCUACAAUACUCAGGGGAACUACUACGUGCUGCUUCCUGAUGGUCGUCUGCAGAGAGUUUCAUACACUGUGAACGGUGACGCAGGCUACGUGGCUCAAGUGGAAUAUGAGGGUAAAGCCCAGUACCCAGCCUACCAGCUUGCCCCAGCAUACACACCCAGCUACAAGCCAACUCCCAGCUACAAGCCAACUCCCAGCUACAAGCCAACUCCCAGCUACAAGCCAACUCCCAGCUACAAGCCUGUUCCCAGCUAUGCUUAA